AUCGGAACAGAAACAGGAACAGGAGCGUGAGACAUGAAGACAUGAAACUAAUCCUUCUUUUUAAUCGCAGAGAACAACAAACCUUCCAAUGAAGAGGAGAGAAGAUACACAAUUUGCCUGAAGAAACAUGCAAAAUUCAGCAUCCAUGGGGCAUGAAAUACAAUCCCGUUCCUUUUUUCUUUCUUGUUAUGACUCAGAAAUGAAAAUAGGAAUGCCUCAUAUCUCAUAUACCAGAUACUUAACCACAUGGUGGUCAUUUUAUUUUAUUCUAAAGAGGAUUGUGUCAGGGUUUUAAGCCCUGUUGACUGAAAUAUCCUAUUGUGGAGGAUUUACCCUAACAAGCAAAGAUCUGCAUUUGUACAGUACAUGCUCACAGAGAUAUUGUCCGGGUGUCUGAGGGCGGAUCUCCAUCACUGGACCAAAGUACUCAGUGCAGGCUGCUUUUGUUAUAUUGAAUAACGUGCCUCCUCUUUUGACUGGGGCUGCUUCAUUUUGCUAUGGUGUUGUUUCGGUCUAUCAUAUACCACGCCUUUCGAAGAAACAGCAUGAAAGAAUAGGAGAGCAGCUACAAGGAUGGGAGCCAAACAGAUGAAAUGUCUCAGCUCAUCCAGUCCUACACACACGCCUAAAGAGGAGUACAUUAUCGGGCAGUUUGAAGAACAGCAUGAAGUUGUGGGAAACCACACAGAGCAACCACAAAGUCUGAAUGAUACAGUAAAGUUGUCCAAUGAGCCAACCCCAGGGCCAGAAAACACUGGGACAACAGAUGGGAGCUCCUGGGAGGAGCAGCUUUAUAUCCAGCAGGAGCAGCUGGAGAAGGAGAUGCAGGAGACUAGGAAGAUGGUGACAAGGCUUCAAGCUUUACUUCUUCAUGGGUCACUGCCUGAAGAUGAGCAAACAGCUUCUCUAUUUGGAGACAGUGCUAUCAGUACAGAGCAGCAGCUGAUAUUAAUUCGCAGUCGCCUCGAUCAGAGCAUGGAAGAAUCCCUGGAUCUGAAGAGGGAACUGUUGAGGUACAAGCAGGAGGCACGCAAUCUUCAGGCAGUCAAGGAUACUUUGCAGUACCGCAUGUCAAUACAGGAAGACUCAGUACUUAAGCUUAAACAGGAACUACUCCGAUCCAGUAUGGACAAGGAGGAGCUAGUAGGGCAGAAUAUGGAACUGCAAAGGAAGCUGAGUGAUAGAGACAGACUGCUGAGCGAAUACAAAAAAGAAAUUUCACAAAAAGAGAGACAACUUCAGCAGCAUCACCCUAACCUAGAUGAGUCAGUGUACAAACUCAAUGAGUCUAAUCAUAACAGGGUAUCUAGUUGUGAGAACAAUGGCUACAGCCAUAAGAUGGAAGCAAUCUCUUCACCAUUUCAACACGGAGUGGGUGAUGAGCUGCAGUUGGUGAGGGACGCAUUGCGCAGUCUGAGGAACAGUUUUAGUGGUCAUGAUCCUCUGCACCACACACUGGACACUUUGGAGCAGGGAGUGUCCAGCCUGAUAGACCAUUUCCAUUCCACUGACUCUAAGAAGAGGCAGCAGGAGAGAAAGGGUUUGAACAAAUCACCUGGGAGAAGAGCCAAUCACACUGAUAGAGAGUCAUGGCCAUCUAGUUCAAGAAUACCCCACUCUCACAGUAGUCCUGUGCUCGGCGCCUCAACCUCAACCAAAGUACUCUAUUUCACAGAUCGCUCUCUUACACCUUUUCUAGUAAACAUCCCUAAAAGACUAGGGGAGGUUACACUUCAGGAUUUUAAAGCAGCUGUUGGAAGACACAACAAUUUCAGAUAUCACUUUAAAUCUCUAGAUCCUGAGUUUGGAACAGUGAAGGAGGAGGUGUUCCAGGAUGAUGCUAAAAUACCUGGAUGGGAAGGGAAGAUUGUUGCCUGGGUGGAAGAAGACCAUAGUGAUGGAAGGUAAAU
This is a messenger RNA of Silurus meridionalis, 1910 nucleotides long. It is a transcript of the gene dixdc1a, whose product is annotated as DIX domain containing 1a. NCBI's taxonomy places the organism in Eukaryota, Metazoa, Chordata, Actinopteri, Siluriformes, Siluridae. The transcript is spliced from 15 exons. The record is from RefSeq and is a predicted model, not a curated record. Gene Ontology annotation, cellular component: cytosol. Bases 574 to 1908 code for a protein of 444 amino acids. Gene Ontology annotation, biological process: canonical Wnt signaling pathway.